Molecule: messenger RNA, 3912 nt
Organism: Balaenoptera ricei (Rice's whale)
Lineage: Eukaryota; Metazoa; Chordata; Mammalia; Artiodactyla; Balaenopteridae
Gene: PRG4
Product: proteoglycan 4
Exons: 10
Coding region: 1-3819 (1272 amino acids)
Biological process (GO): immune response
Molecular function (GO): polysaccharide binding; scavenger receptor activity
Source: RefSeq, a predicted model, not a curated record
AUGGAGAGGAAAAUACUUCCCAUUUACUUGUUGUUGCUGCUUUCUGUUUUCUUGAUUCAGCAAGUUUCUUCUCAAGAUUUAUCAAGCUGUGCAGGGAGAUGUGGGGAAGGGUAUUCUAGAGAUGCCAUCUGCAACUGUGAUUAUAACUGUCAACACUACAUGGAGUGCUGCCCUGACUUCAAGAAAGUCUGCACUGUAGAGUUUUCCUGUAAAGGCCGCUGCUUCGAGUCCUUUACAAGAGGGAGGGCGUGUGACUGUGACUCAGAAUGUAAGAAGUACGGCAAGUGUUGCUUCGAUUAUGACAGUUUUUGUGAAAAAGUAAAAGACAACAAGAAGAAAAGAACCCCUAAAAAGAAACCUACCCCAGAACCACCAGUAAUAGAUGAAGCUGGAAAUGGACCAGACAAUGGUGAUUUCAAGCUCACCCCAACUCCUGACAUUCCCACCACUCAACAUAAUAAAGUUACCACAACUCCCAAGAUUACAAUAGUAAAACCGAUACUAUCUAAACCCAGUAUUCCACCUAAUUCUGACACAACUAAAGAGACGUCUUUGACAGCCAAUAAGGAGACAAUAGAUGAAACUAAAGAGACUUCUACAACAAAUAAACAGACUUCAACUACUGCAAAAGAGAGGACUACUUCAGCUAAAGAGACACAAAAUGCAGAGAAAACAUCUACUAAAGAUUUUGCACCCACAUCUGAAGUUCCUGCUACAUCUACACUCAAAGCUGAAACUAUAAGCAAAUCCCCUGCUCUCACCUCUCCCAAGGAGCCAGCUCCCACCACCAAGGAAUCUACAACCACCACCACCAAAGAGCCAGCUCCCACCACCAAGGAAUCUACAACCACCACCACCAAAGAGCCAGCUCCCACCACCCCCAAGGAGCAAGCUCCCACCACCAAGGAAUCUACAACCACCACCACCAAAGAGCCAGCUCCCACCACCCCCAAGGAGCAAGCUCCCACCACCAAGGAAUCUACAACCACCACCACCAAAGAGCCAGCUCCCACCACCCCCAAGGAGCAAGCUCCCACCACCAAGGAAUCUACAACCACCACCACCAAAGAGCCAGCUCCCACCACCCCCAAGGAGCAAGCUCCCACCACCAAGGAAUCUACAACCACCACCACCAAAGAGCCAGCUCCCACCACCCCCAAGGAGCAAGCUCCCACCACCAAGGAAUCUACAACCACCACCACCAAAGAGCCAGCUCCCACCACCCCCAAGGAGCAAGCUCCCACCACCAAGGAAUCUACAACCACCACCACCAAAGAGCCAGCUCCCACCACCCCCAAGGAGCAAGCUCCCACCACCAAGGAAUCUACAACCACCACCACCAAAGAGCCAGCUCCCACCACCCCCAAGGAGCAAGCUCCCACCACCAAGGAAUCUACAACCACCACCACCACAGAGCCAGCUCCCACCACCAAGGAAUCUACAACCACCACCACCGAAGAGCCAGCUCCCACCACCAAGGAAUCUACAACCACCACCACCAAAGAGCCAGCUCCCACCACCCCCAAGGAGCAAGCUCCCACCACCAAGGAAUCUACAACCACCACCACCAAAGAGCCAGCUCCCACCACUCCCAAGGAGCAAGCUCCCACCACCUCCAAAGAGCCAGCUCCCACCACCAAGGAGCAAGCUCCCACCACCAAGGCAUCUACACCCAUCACCACCAAAGAGCCAGCUCCAACCACCAAGGAAUCUACACCCACCACCACCAAAGAGCCAGCUCCCACGACCCCCAAGGAGCAAGCUCCCACCACCCCCAAAGAGCCAGCUCCCACCACCAAGGAAUCUACAACCACCACCACCAAAGAGCCAGCUCCCACCACCAAGGAAUCUACAACCACCACCACCAAAGAGCCAGCUCCCACCACCCCCAAGGAGCAAGCUCCCACCACCAAGGAAUCUACAACCACCACCACCAAAGAGCCAGCUCCCACCACUCCCAAGAAGCAAGCUCCCACCACCUCCAAAGAGCCAGCUCCCACCACCACCAAGGAGCAAGCUCCCACCACCAAGGAAUCUACACCCAUCACCACCAAAGAGCCAGCUCCAACCACCAAGGAAUCUACACCCACCACCACCAAAGAGCCAGCUCCCACGACCCCCAAGGAGCAAGCUCCCACCACCAAGGAAUCUACACCCACCACCACCAAGGAGCAAGCUCCCACCACCCCCAAAGAGCCAGCUCCCACCACCACCAAGGCGCCUGCUCCCACCGCCCCCAAGGAGCCAGCUUCUGCCACCCCCAAGGAACCUACUCCAAGUUCUCCUAAUACACCUGCUCCAACCACCUCAGAGGCCUAUACUUCAACUACCACCAUGGAGCCUCCCACUACUCCCAAGGGCCCUGCUGAAUCAUCUCCUGAGUUUCCUGUAGAACCCACAUCAAAGACUCUUGAAAAGAGUCCCAAGGAGCCUGCUGUACCUACAACCAAGGCUCCUAAAGUGACCAAACCUGAAAUGACUACAACAGCUAAAGACAAGGCCACAGAAAAAGACACAACUGAUACCAUGGCAUCAUCCAAAAUUACUCUUAAAGCAACAACUCUUGCACCCAAAGUAAUGACAGCAACAAAAAAGACAACUGAAGAGACUACAAGCAAACCUGAACCAACAAGAGCUAUACCAAAAGGUACAGCUACUAACUCUCAAGUGACAACUCCUAAACCCCAAAAGCCAACCAAAGCACCCAAAAAGCUCACUUGUACCAAAAAGCCAAAAACACCUAGAGUGAGAAAACCAAAGACUACACCAACUCCCCCAAAGAUGACAUCAGCAAACCCUACCUCUUUAGCAGAAGCCAAGCUCCAAACCACCACCAGCCCUAACCAAACUCCCAACUCAGAAAUAAUCGAAGUAAGUCCAAAGAAUGAAGAUGCAGAUGCUACUGAAGGAGAAAAACCUCACAUGAUUCCUAGGCCCCCUGUGUUAACUCCUAUAGUUAUUCCAGGCACUGAUUUCAUAGGGAGAGGACCCAGUCAAGGCAUUGGCAUCAACCCCAUGUUUUCAGAUGAGACUAAUUUAUGCAACGGUAGGCCAGUAGAUGGACUGACUGCUUUGCGCAAUGGGACACUAGUUGCAUUUCGAGGUCAUUAUUUCUGGAUGCUAAAUGCAUUCAGUCCACCAUCUCCACCUCGUAGAAUUACUGAAGUUUGGGGCAUUCCCUCCCCCAUUGAUACUGUUUUUACUAGAUGCAACUGUGAAGGAAAAACUUUCUUCUUUAAGGAUUCUCAGUACUGGCGUUUCACCAAUGAUAUAAAAGAUGCAGGGUAUCCCAAACUAAUUCCCAAAGGAUUUGGAGGACUAAAUGGAAAAAUAGUGGCAGCUCUCUCAAUAGCUAAAUACAAGAACAGACCUGAAUCUGUGUAUUUUUUCAAGAGAGGUGGCAGCAUUCAGCAGUAUACUUAUAAACAGGAACCCACCCAAAAGUGUACUAGAAGAAAGCUUGCAAUAAAUUAUUCAGUGUAUGGAGAAACGACACAGGUUAGGAGACGUCGAUUUGAACGUGCUAUAGAAACUUCUCAAACACACACCAUCAGAAUUCACUAUUCACCCAUCAGAGUCACUUAUCAAGACAAAGGUUUCCUCCAUAAUGAAGUUAAAGUGAGUACACUGUGGAGAGGACUUCCAAAUGUGGUUACUUCAGCUGUAUCACUGCCCAACAUCAGAAAACCUGAUGGCUACGAUUACUAUGCCUUUUCUAAAGAUCAGUACUAUAACAUCGAUGUGACAACUAGAACAGCAAGAGCCAUUACUACUCGUUCUGGACGGACCUUAUCUAAUGUCUGGUACAACUGUCCUUAGACUGAUGGGCAAAGGAAGAAUCGACUAAUUAAAAUGAAGAAAAGAAUGAUAAACUUUGACACUGAAAUACAUUUUAUUAAUAAAGAAUGUUGA